AUGGUGGGAACAGGCUCAAAACCCAGGCCUGUUGGCCGGGUGAAGAAGGGCACCGAAACCACAAAAUCACAUCGAUUCGAGGGCUUCUCAUCGCGCAUCACGAAGCUCAAAAUCGACCCGAUCCACCGCGUGCGCCGCGCCAGUUUCGGCGAAGAUGACGAAACAGCCUCAUAUUUCCGGUCGGCACUCGACCACUGGUUUGAGAUGAACCUUUCAGACAACUUUUCACAAUUCGUACGGCGUGUCAACCCUCUUUCUGAAAGCUUUGCCCAGGUCGUCUACCAUGAAGAAAAGAUUAUGGCUCUACUGGUGGAGUUCAUUGAGAAGAGAGACGAACACUCCUUGGAACCACUGUUGAGCCUGGUUGCGCAAUUUGCUCGGGACUUGGGUGUCAAAUUCGAGAAACAUUUUGCGACAGCGGUUACUCUCGUUUCAUCUAUUGCAGCGACACAUGCGGACAUUGAGGUGGUGGAGUGGAGCUUCACCUGUCUAGCAUGGAUCUUCAAGUUCCUGUCUCGCCUGUUGGUACCGGACCUGCGACAGCUUCUCGGUAUCAUGACUCCAUACCUCGGCAAAGAGCGACAGAAACCAUUCGUUGCGAGGUUCGCAGCCGAGUCAAUGUCUUUCUUGAUUCGCAAGGCCGGUCUUGUCUACUACAAGAACAAAGCGCCCCUUGAGAUCGCCGUUUCAUAUCUAUUUGAUGAUAUCUCGAAGACUGCGGACGACGGCAUGGACACCACGAGUUAUAAAGACGGCUUGAUGAACAUGUUUUCCGACGCCAUUAGAGGAGUCAACAACGGACUUCACUCCAAUGGAAUGGACAUCCUCGAUUGUAUCCUGUCUAAGAUCCCACCCAGUCAAGCCAACAAUGUGCCAGCAGAAGUUGUCUGUGGUGUGGCUGUCAGCCUUGUCCACCACACAACCCCCGAUACCUUCGGCCCUGUCCUUGAAACAGUCAAAGUCUACAUCGAGGAACGCUCAAAGUCCACACCGAAUCCCAAUAUUUCCGAGUGCUGUCGUUUAAUGUUUUUGCUUGUGGGAACCCGUAAGGGUGUCAGAAUUCAGAACUGGAAGACGGUUCACCAGAUCCAGGUAUCUCUGCUUCAGCAGGUGUCAUCCUCUGAUGUUCCUUCUGAAACGAUAUCAGUGCUCCUUACCAGUGUUGCAUAUGCCCUGCAAAAUUCCCCUAUGGACGAGCUGCUCCCAUACCUGCGCUCUAUCGUGGACCUGGUGUCCACAGGUCCUCUCUCAAAAUAUUUCCUCUUUUUCUGUACAACAUUCUCAGAGUGGGGCUCUGAGCGAUUCCAGAGCUUGCUUAUUUCGCCACUCCAAAAGUUCAUCAAUUCAUCAUGGCAAGACCGCGAGUGGGAGACUUGUUCCGCCCUGCUUCGCCUGAGCCAAUCUGGGUGUAUCUCACCAGAUAGCUCUAAGCCUGGCUAUAUCUCAUGCCCUGAUGCAUUCAAAGCCCGCGUCAAUGCCUCGCUGGAAUAUCCCACAACGGAUGAGGCCUUUUUGAACUCACUGGUCAAGCUUCCAUCAGCAAUUUCUCUGUUUUCAAGCUCUGCCACGAUAUCGAAGAUGGUUUCCAAGCUUCACAGCAACCUUUUGUCAGCUCUCCAGGAUGGCGCGACUGAAGGCAAGGAAGGGCAAACCAACGGUCUGGUCUUCUUCCUCGGCCAAGGCUUUAAAACGUAUGUCGACCUCGCCAAACAAGUUGGAGAGCUUGACUUGAGCAUUUGGGGACAGAUCAUUGCGACUGCUACUAAAUUCUCUCGCCUUCCAGUUUUCCUGGAGGGUGCUCUCUCUUUCAUCUCUUCCCUGCCAGAGUCUGCAGAUCUAGAGCACUCUACACUAGAGGACUUUGCUCAAGACCUCAUUGUCAACCUGGCUAGUCCGUCUCACAGGCUACGCUUAGUAUCUCUCCAGAUUUUGCGCGAAUUGAUCGUUCGCGUCAACAAGGACGAUCCCUCCCCCGUGGAGCUGGCCAUCGAAGUUGAAGAAAGCCCGUUAACCAUGGACAGUGUCAGAGUCAUCUCCAUGCAUAUCCGAAAACUUGCCAUUCUCUAUCCCCAAACAAUGUCUCGCAAAUGGAUGACUACUUUGAUCCCAUAUUUCUGCUUUGGAUUAUUCUCAAAGAAGUUGGCUCCCUUGUGGGAUGACUCUGCUGCAGCUCUCAAGUCUAUCAGCGAGCACCCUGAGGGAGAGAAGAUUGUAUCUGACUUGUCUAUCCAGUGGUUGCAUGAGCGUGAUUCUGAAGCUCCCGAUGCCCCAGAUGACGAUGAAAGCUCUUACGUCGCCAGUCACUUCCAGUGUUCCAACGUUUUCAAGGUUGAAAAGGUUCUCGCUGCGAAUAUGAAGAGCACAGAGGAUCCAUACUCCGUCCUAUCCCAACAAUUCAACGAAGACCACACCAUUGCAGCUGUCCUUCCUACCUGCCCACGGACUCAUGCUUUGCGUGUCCUCAAUGCCGCCCCCGGCGUGGCUGAAAAGCGCUCCCGUCAAAUUGUGCCCUUGUUCCUCACAUGGGCAUUGCGUGAUGACCAGGAUGACGUCCCUCAGGCUAGUGAGGCGAAGACCGAUGCCGAAACUGGCGAAGAGCAAGUUCGCUGGGGAUUCAAGGAUCGUCUGUCUAUGCUCGCUUUGUUUGCGCAGUUCCUCAACCCUAGAGUCUUGUAUAGGACCGAGGAAGUCCACAAGGCUGUCUUGGGAUUGCUGUGUCACGGAAACUCCGAACUCCAGAAAUCAGCACUCAAGGUUCUGUUCACCUGGAAGGAUAAGAGUGUUACUCCAUACCAGGAGAACUUACUCAACAUUUUGGACGAGUCUAGGUUCAAGGAUGAGCUUGCAGCAUUUGUACACGUUGGCAACGACAACAGCCUUAUUGAAGAGUCUCACCGCGAAGUCCUCCUUCCUGUGCUCCUUCGACUACUGUACGGUCGAAUGAUUUCCAAGGCCGGUGGUUCUGGCCAAGCCGGCCAAACCGGCAGACGAAAGACCAUUCUUCGUACUAUCUCACACCUCUCUGAGCAUGACUUCGGCCUCUUCAUGCAACUCGCCUUUGGCCAACUUGGAGAUGCGAACAUCAUCGAAGACCCGAGCAUCUUCGAGCAAGAGUUUACAAGCCCGAGAAGACAGUUGGGUCUGCUCAAGAUGAUUGACACCGUGUUUGAGACUCUUCAAACACGCAUGAUCGCAUAUGCCCCCCAAACCAUGAACGUGGUUGUUUAUUGUUUGGUGCGAGCAUGCCGAUCUCUUUACAGCGAAGGCAGUAAUCGUCCAGAGGAGCGCUUCUUGACUGUGCUCCAAAACAUUCGCUCUGAGUCUAUUAGAUGUCUUAAUCUGGUCUUCUCAAUUGCCUCAAACCGCGACUGGACCCCGUAUGUCCGCAUUAUCUUCAAUGAGGUGAUCAACAGCAGACUGGAUCAGUUCCCUAUCGAGACUGCUCAGGGUGUUUCAGGACUGCUACGGCUGUUCCAUACUUGGGCCUCUUUCCCACGGUCGACAUUCUACUUGGUUCAGCACAACGACAAAGUUCUGACCAAGGUGAUCGACUGUCUCGGGGUAGAGUCAUCACGAGAUGAGGUCAAGAACUUCGUUCUGGAUGAAAUUCUUGUGCCAUUGGUCGAGACCUCCACUGGAAAGAAACUGCAAGAAAAUGAAGAGAUGUCCGACUUCCCUGCGGAGCAGAUCAAAUCGGAGGUUCUUUCCCCCUACCUGGAACACGCUCUGCAGCAUAUUGGCCGCGUCCUUAAGAGAGGCCCCUCCAAGCCUGUUCUUUACUCGGGUGUCAACGCGCUUUCUCUCAUCGCCCCUUGUGUUGAAUCUUCUCAAGAGACGUCCAGUCUCAUCAGCAUCACUACCUAUCUUCUCCGCCAACCCCCAGAUCGUGUGAGCCCAAGAACCAAGUCUGGUUUGUUGAAGAUUCUCGAGCACUUCUUACCCUUGUGGGAUACCAAAGAAGAUGUCGAGCUUGGUCAGCAAGUCUUCGAGGCGGUAUGCUCCAUGUUCGACUACUUCAAGGAUGAUGCGAACAGAGAAGUUUUGUCUAGGGUCUUUGCUGCUCUUGCAACCCACGAUGAGGAGCUCAAGGAAGUUGCCGAAUUAUGUGCCGACCUAAACUCUCGCUCGACAAGGAGACUUGAACCCGACUAUGAACGACGCCUGCAGGCUUUCCGGAAAGUCAACGAGGAGCAAUACAACAGCUACAGUGCGAAGCAGUGGAGACCUCUUCUUUACAACAUGCUGUUCUAUGUCAGGGAUGAAGACGAGCUUGCCAUCCGAUCCAGCGCUUCUUUCAGUCUGAGACGAUUCAUUGACCGGACGGCCAAUGAACCAGACGCGGCGUUCGAAUCUCUAAUUAAUGAUGUUCUCUUCCCUUCCUUGCAAUACGGUAUCCGGCAAAAGUCUGAGCUUAUUCGCUCCGAGGUUGUCGCAGUCAUUGGAUACUUCGUUAAGCUGAACCCUACCAGACCGUCAGUGCAAGAUAUGCAUGUCCUCCUUGUCGGUGAUGAUGAAGAAGCCUCUUUCUUUACCAACAUUCUUCACAUCCAGCAGCACCGCAGACAGCGUGCAUUGCGUCGACUUGCCACAGAUGCCGCUAACGGCAGCAUUCAAGCCUCAAACCUGGGCACUAUCUUCAUUCCCCUCAUUGAGCACUUCGUCUUCGAAGAUGCCGCCGAUGAGAAUGCUCACAAUUUGAUUGCUGAAGGUGUUGCCACUAUCGGAGCACUGUCAGAAUGGCUGGACUGGAACCAAUUCCGUGCCAACUUCCGGAGAUACCGCAGCUACAUGGCAAGUAAGCCCGAAAAGGAGAAGAACAUUCUCAGGCUGCUGGGCCGUAUGUCAGAUGCUCUGUCCAGCGCAAUGAGCCGGAAGAAGGGAUCGCAGGAGGAGACAAGUGAGAGUGCUGAGAAGAUGGACAUUGUCGAGCAGCCUUUGUGCACCCUUGCUAAGACUGUUCCUUCUCUUGCCAAGGUUGCAUCGGAGCUGACGACAAACUUCAUUCCCUUCUUGACCAAGUUUAUUCACCACAAGCAAGAAACCGAAAUGAGUUUGCGCCUGCCUGCUGCGGUUACUACUGUCAAACUUCUCAAGAUCCUGCCCGAGGAGGAUAUGACCAUCCGUUUGCCGCCCGUUCUGCUCGAUGUAUGCACCACUCUUAAGAGUAAAGCACAGGAUUCCCGUGACACCGCUCGCAAAACGCUCAAUGAGAUUGCUCUCCUUCUGGGUCCAGUCUAUUUCGGUUAUAUCCUGAAGGAGCUGCGCAAUGUUCUCGCUCGAGGCUACCAGCUCCACGUGCUCUCAUUCACUGUUCACUCCAUGCUCGUGCACACCACAGAUGUGUUCGAACAAGGUGAUUUAGAUGGUUGCCUGACAGACCUGGUCGCCGUCGUCAUGGAUGAUACCUUCGGUACUGUCGGGCAAGAAAAGGAUGCUGAGGGAUAUACUAGCAAGAUGCAGGAGGUGAAGAGCAGCAAGAGCUACGACUCCAUGGAACUUCUUGCAAAGAUCUCCACAAUCAGCCAGCUUUCAAACUUGGUUCGUCCUCUACAAGCACUCCUUCGUGAGAAGCUCAACUCCACCAUUGUUAAGAAGCUGGAUGAGCUCAUGCGGAGAAUUGGCAUUGGUCUUUUGAGAAACCCGGAUGCUGAGAGUCGCGAUCUGUUGGUCUUCUGCUACGAAGUCAUCAAGGAGUCCUACCGCGACAGUGCCCCGACUGAGGCUGCGCCUGCACCAAAGUCUCGUUCCGAGGAACGGUUCUUGGUCAGGUUGCAAGGAGCUAAGCGAGGCGAGCAUCGGGGCACGACAUCCUCUCACGUAUACAAGCUGACUCGAUUCGCGCUUGAUGUCCUUCGUGCGACCCUUAACAAAUUUAACUCGCUGUUGACGGCUUCCAACCUGUCCGGGUUUAUCCCCAUCAUUGGUGACUCGCUUGUCCAAGCUCAAGAGGAAGUCAAGGUCUCGGCUCUUCGUUUGCUGUCUACCAUCAUCAAGCUUCCUCUGCCCGAACUCGACGAGAACGCAAAUGUCUAUUUCACGGAAGCUGUCAAAUUGGUCAAGGAAUCUCCUAGCACCAACUCCGAGGCAGCCCAAGCCUCUUUGAAGCUGAUCUCCUCAAUGCUCCGUGAACGCAAAGAUACCAAGCUUCGCGAUGGACACCUUGCUUACCUGCUUCACCGGCUGAAGGCUGAUAUUGAACAACCAGAUCGCCAAGGUGUGACGUUCAACUUCAUCAGAGCAGUCAUGUCCCGGAAGCUUGUCGUAACAGAGAUGUACGAGCUUAUGGACAACAUUGCAACCAUGAUGGUGACGAACCAGACUCGUUCUGCUCGAGACCUUGCCCGAGGCACCUACGUUCAUUUCCUGAUCGAAUACCCACAGGCGAAGAACCGAUGGACCAAGCAGCUCAGCUUCUUCGCAAAGAAUCUGGAAUAUAAGCACCAGUCUGGACGCCAGUCAGUCAUGGAGGCUAUGCAUAUGCUCCUCUCCAAGACUGGCCCGGAAUUGGCCCAAGAUAUCAUCAGCACUUUCUUCCUACCCAUUGUUCUCGCUAUGGCGAACGACGAAUCGCCGGAAUGCAGAGAGCUGGCAGGUACCUUGCUGGGAGAGUUCUUCAACCGCGCAGAUCAGGAGCAGAUGAAGACCAUCCUCACGCCCCUUCAUUCGUGGUUGGAGCAGACCAACAAUAUGGCCCUUUGCAGCAUUGGAUUGCAGGCCAUGCGGAUCUACUUCGAAGCCGAGGAGACCGAGAAGGAUAAGCAGGCUCGUUUCGUUAUUGGAAUUCUGCCAGAAUUGAUGCAGCCUGUCCUUGAGGAUCACGAAAAUGGCAACUGGGAGGCUCUUUACUUUGCCCUGCAGCUUUUCACGAAGCUUACCAAGACAGUUUCCUCGCUUGCUCUGAGCCCGCUAUGUGCUACCAUCUGGGCGGCUAUCCAGGAAGCCCUGUUCUUCCCCCACGCUUGGGUGAAGACCUGCGCCGCAAACCUUAUUGGUAUGUGGAUGGCCGACUUGGCCAAGACAAAUGCUGCCGAAGGCUACGCUUCGAUUCCUCUGGUUGGAAGCUCUGGUCUUGCUCUUGACAAGCCUGCUAUGCUCCAACUUCUUCGUGCUGGUUUGCGCAGUCUGCGUACUCCAGGCAUCACCGAAGAUCUGGCCAUGCAGAGCGUACGCAACCUUGUCUUUAUGGGCCGUUGCUGUGCCCAGAACGGACUAGAGCUUCCAAAGAUGGGAGGCGAUGAUGUUGAAUCCGAGGACGAAGAUGAAGAUGAGGCUGGCAGUGACGCCGAGGGCGAGACAAAGAAAGAGACUGUUGAAUCCCCAAGAUCUGCCACCCAUUACAUCUUCAAGCAGAUCUCAUCUCUGCUGCGCCGUGAAAUGCUGUCCAACAGGGCAAAUGCUCUCACUCCCAAGACAGCCUCUAUCACGCUCCUUGCUGCGCUGAUCCGCCACCUUGAUGCUGAGCAUAUCAAGCCUUCCAUCCGUGUCAUUCUCAUCCCCCUGCAGCAUCUGACUGACUCAUCUAUUCCGGCACCACGCUCGUCGGAUGAGACCUUCCAGAACACCUACAAGUCCCUUGUCUCCAACUGCCACGAGGUCUUGGAUCUUCUGCAGAAGAAGCUCGGUACCACCGAAUACAUUGACGAGAUGUCCAAGGUCCAGGAGGCUAUUAAGGAACGUCGUGAAGGAAGACGGGUCAAGCGUCGCAUCGAUGCUGUUGCUGAUCCCGAGCGUCAUGGACGCGAGAAGGUCAAGAAGAAUGAGCGGAAGAAGGACAAGCGUCGUGAGAAGGCCAUGGAGCAUCGUGGUAAGAGACGCGGGUGGUAG
This is a messenger RNA of Penicillium nucicola, 7824 nucleotides long. RefSeq lists its product as uncharacterized. Gene Ontology annotation, cellular component: nucleolus; 90S preribosome; small-subunit processome. The record is from RefSeq and is a predicted model, not a curated record. Bases 1 to 7824 code for a protein of 2607 amino acids. The transcript has a single exon. Lineage: Eukaryota; Fungi; Ascomycota; Eurotiomycetes; Eurotiales; Aspergillaceae.